Messenger RNA from Salarias fasciatus (jewelled blenny), 3812 nucleotides. It is a transcript of the gene il20ra, whose product is annotated as interleukin 20 receptor, alpha. Gene Ontology annotation, molecular function: protein binding; cytokine receptor activity. Gene Ontology annotation, biological process: cytokine-mediated signaling pathway. Gene Ontology annotation, cellular component: plasma membrane. Lineage: Eukaryota; Metazoa; Chordata; Actinopteri; Blenniiformes; Blenniidae. The transcript has 7 exons. The coding region runs from base 246 to 2132 and encodes 628 amino acids. The record is from RefSeq and is a predicted model, not a curated record.
ACCGAAGGUGCCGCGAAGGUAUUUCUUUCGCUUGAACAGCAAACAGUCAGAAUCUGACUGGUCUUCGAUUACCAGCACCUCCCUCGUCUGCUGCGGGACUUGCCUUUUCCACGAACAUGUGUUUGUAACUUUUCUCUCUGCGGUCGCGGCUCUGUGCGCCUUUGCGCGAUCGGGCAGACGCGCUGGAAAGACGCCGCUGGGCCAACAUGUUCCCGCAUCAUCUGAAAACAUGAACUCAUUCAAAGAUGUGGGCUGGAUUCAUUUUUCUCAUCUUUUGGGGUCUGCCCCUCUCAGUGUCCAUCCCCCCUCCCGGCCCCGUCAAUGUCAGCUUUUCCUCUGUGAAUCUAAGGAACGUCCUACACUGGUCUCCUGGAAUUAACACUCCUGAUGACACACUCUUUACUGUGGAAUAUUCAAUCUACGGGGACAGCAUUGAGGGCAAUAAAGGACGGCGUGUGCGCUGGAGGCCCGUGCAGAAAUGUCGGGAAAUAGUGCGGACCUGGUGCGAUCUGAGCGGGGAGACGGAGGACGAGGAGCAGGGCUACCAUGCCAGAGUCCGGGCCGUGACCAGGAAGGCCUCGUCCCGAUGGGUUCUGACACAGAGGCGGUUUGACCCAAAGGUGGACACUAGUUUUGGUCCUCCAUUGGUCUCUGUGGAAGUAGAAAACAACAGCGCCAUCAUCACGCUGAAGGGUCCCAUGAGGUAUCAGUCAAAAAACCACUCCUUCGUCCAUUCAAUGGCAGCAAUCUACCCACAAAUGACUUACAACCUCUCGGUCAACAAUACCUACCGCAACCAGGUGCACCAUGUCCCUGUGGCGGUCAGUCCACACAAAUACCGGCAGCUGGACUACAACACAGAAUAUUGCUUUUCUGCUCGGUCACGGUUCCUCGCCAUGCCCGUGCAGUGCCAGCCGUCAGCAUGGCUCUGCAUCGUCACGCCUAAAGACCCUCUGAUCGAGCAUCUGCAGAAGGUGGUUGUAAGCAUUGUUGUUCCAGGCUUGUGCUUCGGUGUGAUUGCGGUGGCUGGCUAUGUUCUCCAUCAUUACCUGACGGGCAAAGGACAGAAGACCCCAAACAUGCUGUUUCCUCCUUUCAACCUCCAGAACUCGUCAUAUUUCCAGCCAGCCCCGGCGACAUUUCCACCUGAGAAGCCCAGGAAUAACAAUGUCAGCAUCAUGAAGAACGAGCCCAUCAGCACCGUAUCAGACCCUGAGUGCUUCAGGAGGCAGCAGUGUACCGCUGAUUGCCCUCCCGCCUAUUCACCGCAGAAUGCCGGAGCGCAUCCAGAGGAAGCCGGAGAUAAUUUGUCUGUUGACUAUGGAUUUGUCGCUGUCGCACCUACAAUUAAUGAAGAAGACGAUGAAGAAAGAGAAAGAGGGCAUGAUGAAGGAAAUGCUGAGACACACGCCGCUGGAAGCAGCUUCCCCAGGAGCUGGUUGGGAGCUGUGGGUGUCCACUCCCCUCCAGUUUCUCCUCUGCAGAAAUCUUACCAAGUGCAGAACUUGUUGCAGACAUGCAGAGAAACACACACGCUGAUAGAUCCACAAGCUGAGAAAAACACUCACGAGCUCACAAGUUCAGCUUUACCCACACUAAAUCAAGUGCCGUCACUCACUUUUCCUCCAGGUUUAUUUCCUAACAGUAACACAGAUGAGGAUGAAAGGCACAAACCAGAAAAUCAACCCCUCCUGUCGGCUUAUGCAUCCCAAAAUAUCCAAAACACGAGUACCUUCCAACCUGCCCAGUCCGAUUACCUACCAGAUGACUACGCCAUGGUGGCAGGCGCCAGUCAGGAAACCCAGGAAGAUGAUUGUGAUUAUGAAGAUGAGGAGGAGGGGGGAAGGAUUUGUAUUGACUGGGAUCCUGAAACUGGGAAAUUAGUGCUGCCGGUGUUCAGCGUGGAGGAAAGAGGGGAUGGUUUCAGGGAGUCAGAGGAAGAAAGGAGGAUUGGAGAAGACGAUGUGGAGGCAUAUGUGAUGAAGGGUGAACUGAGGUUGGAGAAUGUGCUUGUUCAACAAGGAUCUGAGGAAGAAGAGGCAGAGAGAGAGCUGGAAAGAGGUGGAGCAACGGGUUGGGAGGUGGAUGAUUUUUUGAGCAAAUGGAAUUUGGAAAUCUCCAUGGGUGAGUAGAUCACAUUCAUCAACAUAUUUACAGAGUUAUCACAAAAACAAAAUCCUGGAAACAAGAACUUUUAACGGCAUAACAAAGUGAAUUUUCAGUGUGAAAGUUGCUGCUUUUGUCUCAUUCUAACCAGCACUUUACAGAUUGAUUAAAUCACUCCAAUCAAAUGAAGCGAGCUAAUAGCUUCAACUCAGAAGGAAAAUGUGUGUUUACAUAGUAGUUUAUUUUUGUAAAUUGAUUUUUUUUUUUUUUUUUAGAAUCAAAUGCUUGUGGUGUAACUGUGAAAAACCAUUUUUAAUUCUGCAAGAAAUCGCUAAGAAACUAUUCUGGUGUGUUGCUUCUGAUACAAAACAGUAACAGUAGUAUUACAGGGGGAGAAAAAAAACAAAUGAAGGGAGCUUUACCAAGGUGAAUUCUGUUCAGUUAUGAUUAAUGCUGCUUGUUUAGUUUGUACAUCACUGUAAAUAUAUGUUCUUAAUAACUGACUGUGCUCCAAUGAAGAGUUAAGAGUUGUUUUGGUUUAUCGCAGUUUACCUUCAAUAGUUCAACAAAGCACUUAAACUCCUUUUGUUGAGACACUUUGAACUAAACCCUGGGCCAGUAUUUGUGUUGGUGUUAUCCCAGACUAAAUCACCAUGAAAGGAUUUGAACUACAGUAUAUACUGAAAAGUAGAGAACACUUGUUAGAUUGCUUCCUAGCGAUGAAUCCUUUGCGGUCGUCUGGGUCAGUCGAGCAUGAAAAGCAUGCCUUCGCUGAAAUCAGAGUUUAUUCUAGGGUUGAGGCUAAAACCGUUGGCAGGAUAUUCUCGUGCCUUCUUCACUCAUCGCUCUGGAGGUGGUCUCUGUUAAACCUCACUCUGUAGUUUGUUCCCAGGCCAUCACCAUAUACCUCUGGUUUCUGAAUCUCAUGUUUAUAUUACCUUGAUAUGCCGAUCAGACAACUGAUAAUCAGCAUCUGAGGGCACUAGAAGCUCAAAGCAAUGUGUUAAAAAGAAAGAGAAGAUGUCAUUUAUGGAGAUUUGGUAAAUGUGUUGAGGCCACAGAAUGUUUUUCUGAUCAUUCCACAAAAUGUAAGUUCCUAAUCUGACACAUUUUCCAGUGAAACAUGCUUUUUUCAUAAGAACAAAGAAAUGUACUGAACAGAGAAUUCAUUAUUUUUAUUAGUGGUUUAUUUUUUUGCUUUUGUAGAAAUUUCUUUUCUACAGACCACCAGAAAUGAGAUGAUUGAGGAGUCUACCUCGGAUUUUUAGACAUCGCAUAGCACUUAAUGUAUUAUUCCUCCGAAUACUAUAUUUAUAUAUAUACAAAGGGAUUGUCUAAUAGCCUCACAAGCACAACCUGUGGAUAAUUACCUGCUUUUUAUUAUUUUUUGUAUCUAUGUUGAGUUCACUUGUGUUUGUUAAGCAUAAGUAUAUAGUCUGUAAUUUACAAGUUGUCAGGGACUAUUAAAGGACAGUAAAUAUUUCUCUCAGAAGAAUGUUACAAAAAGAAACAAGUUUAAUGAUGUAAUGAUGAAGCAUUAUGUCAGUUUUCUUCCUUUUUCCGUAUUUCAUUUUGCUGCCCGAUCUUCAUGAAGUGUCGGGACUCAUGUUAGUGAUGAAAACAACCAAAAAAAAAGACCAACACCCAAACUUAAAGUGAUACUAUGUAUUAUCUCGUGAUCUCAUUUUGGGAAUUAUUAUAAAUCC